AGAGAUCCACCUGCCUCUGCCUCCCAAGUGCUGGGAUCAAAGGCAUGCACCACCACCGCCCAGCAUACCCUUUUUCUUUUGAGAGGGGUCCAUACUGUCCAGGUUGAUCUCGAAUUUGUGGGCUCAAAUGAUUUCUGAGCCUCAGCUUCCUGGGUAAGUGGGACCAUACAGCAUGCCCCACUGUGCGCAGUGGGCAGUGGUCCCUACUCCCCGGCAGCCAGGCCGAUUGUUACUCUCAUCCCACUUUACCUCCCUCGGUUUAGUUCUCUGCCUAAGGCUUCAGUUCUCUGUCCUGACUAGACUCUGCUGGGAGGGUGGAGGUGCUUUUGGGAUGCUUGGCUGCCCUGGUCUCCUGACUGACCAGUCUAACCAUAAUCUCAGAGAAGCUUGACAACACCGCAGGCUCUGUCACACAGCCAGGGACAAGAACCGGCUUGAGGGUCUGUUAGAACUGCACUUCUCGCCUCGUGGUUCUGAGGUGCUGCAUGCACAUUUUUACCUACCUUGUGCCCUUUCUCGUCUCCUGUGGAUUAUAAGACCAUGUGACUUUCCCCUUGGGAACACUUACCUGACCUCUAAGAGCUCACUGGAACCAGCACCAGUGCCGGCCGGUGUCCUCCCUCCAGCUCUCCAUGAUGCCCAUUGCUGCUAACUUCUUGUCAGUCAUGGAGGAAGGGUCAACUGGGGCUUAUAUGCUAGAGGAAGUGAGAGUCCUGGGCCAUAAAUUCCGAAAUCCAGUAGGGAUUGCUGCAGGAUUUGACAAACACGGGGAAGCUGUGGAUGGCCUCUACAAGCUGGGCUUUGGUUUUGUUGAGGUCGGAAGUGUGACUCCCCAGCCUCAGGAAGGAAACCCCAGACCCAGAGUAUUCCGCCUCCCGGAGGACCAAGCUGUCAUUAACAGGUACGGAUUCAACAGCCACGGGCUCUCGGUGGUAGAACACAGGCUACGGGCCCGACAGCAGAAGCAGACCAAGCUCACUGCAGAUGGUCUGCCCCUGGGAAUAAACCUGGGAAAGAAUAAGACUUCGGUGGAUGCUGCUGCAGACUAUGUAGAGGGCGUUCGUGUCCUGGGCCCCUUGGCUGACUACCUCGUGGUCAAUGUGUCCAGUCCCAACACUGCUGGCCUGAGGAGCCUCCAGGGAAAGACUGAGCUGCGCCUCCUGCUGGCCAAGGUGCUGCAGGAGAGGGACGCCUUGAAGGGAGUGCGGAAGCCAGCCGUGCUGGUGAAGAUCGCCCCUGACCUCACAGCCCAGGACAAGGAGGACAUUGCCAGUGUGGCGAGAGAGCUGGGCAUCGAUGGACUGAUCGUCACAAACACCACAGUGAGUCGCCCUACCGGCCUCCAAGGUGCUCUGCGCUCCGAGGUGGGAGGACUGAGUGGGAAGCCACUCCGAGAUUUGUCAACCCAGACCAUCCGGGAGAUGUACGCCCUCACUCAAGGCAGGAUUCCCAUUAUUGGGGUUGGAGGUGUGAGCAGCGGGCAGGAUGCGCUGGAGAAGAUCCAGGCCGGAGCCUCCCUGGUGCAGCUGUACACGGCCCUCACCUUCCUGGGGCCACCUGUCGUGGUCAGGGUCAAGCGUGAGCUGGAGGCACUUCUAAAAGAGCGGGGUUUUAACACAGUCACAGAGGCCAUUGGAGCAGAUCAUCGGAGGUGAGAGCUCCUACCAGACGCCCCAUCCAGAACGUGCGCACCUCGAGCACCCGGUGGCCGCAUCAUGAGAGGAAGCUCUGUCUCUAGCCAUGACCCUUGAACUGUGGGCCCAGCUGGACUGCACAAGUGUCCUGGGUGUCACGAGACAGUGAAGGCUUUCUCUAAUGAGACCACAAACUCUAGUGUCACUUCUGGGUUUAAGUCCUGGGAUCUCUCGGUAGUAUGAGGACAUUGCUCUUUGGGAGGAAAAAUCAUGGAGAAAAUAAAGCCAUUUAAGCCUGUUUUAAAA
Myodes glareolus (Bank vole) is the source of this 1940-nucleotide messenger RNA. Lineage: Eukaryota; Metazoa; Chordata; Mammalia; Rodentia; Cricetidae. The record is from RefSeq and is a predicted model, not a curated record.